Molecule: messenger RNA, 1719 nt
Organism: Odobenus rosmarus divergens (Pacific walrus)
Lineage: Eukaryota; Metazoa; Chordata; Mammalia; Carnivora; Odobenidae
Gene: MTNAP1
Product: chromosome unknown open reading frame, human C17orf80
Exons: 4
Coding region: 1-1719 (572 amino acids)
Source: RefSeq, a predicted model, not a curated record
AUGGAAGUGUGUCCUUACUGUAAAAAGCCAUUUAAACGAUUAAAAUCCCACUUACCAUACUGUAAGAUGAAAGGAUCAACUGUACCGGCUGAUCAGAAAGCUUGUCAGUCCAAGCUCGCUACACGCCCACACACUAAAAAAAUGAAAGGGCCAAUCACAGACUUAAAUAACACUAAAGAGAGAGAGUUGGAGACGGAGAGUAAGAAGAGAGAUACCAACUUGGUAAAAGACAAACCAGAACAGGCAACAAAGUCUUUUCCACUAUUGGCUGUUGGUUUGGAAAGAGCAAGUAGUACAAAGGCAGAUAAAGACAUCCAGAAUCAAGUUCAGUGCUCCAUCAAAAAGUUGAAAAAUACUGAACCAAAGAUUACUUUCCAGGGAGAAACGAAGGCUCAGUGUUAUGCAUCAGAGGACACCACUCCUGAAAGAGAACUUGUCAGAUAUUUGCCUCCAUCAGGGGAAAGUAGAAGUAACCUUUCAGAAACUGAAACAUCUUUACCUCUUGGCCCAGUAGAACCUUUUUCAUCAAAUCAAGAUAGAAAAUACUCUUCAGCUUUACCCAGUGAUGUUCAGACCACUUCUACUGAUUUAAGAUUGGACGAAAUUGAUCACCCAAGACAGAAGCUUCCAGUAAAUUUACCAGAUAAGCCUAUUGGUGAUUAUCACAGUUCUCCCAUGAAUCUCAAUUAUGGGGUUGAAAGAGUACAAACAUCAUUGUCAAGCAAUGAGAGACAGUCUGAGGCCAGGGACCACCUCUCAGAAAUCUCUUCUCAUGUUAGAGACUCUGAGACUCAAGAAAACAUGGAAUCACAAUUGUUAAAUUUUAAAGUUAGCGCAGUCGACAUCCCAGUCAGGGAGAACCAAGGAAAAGGACUGAACCUUGGAACAGAGGCACACGGGAGCAGAGGAAAUGCAGAGAAAAGCAUAUCUGUAAAAGCAAUCCCAGAAUGGGCUUCUGUGAACGGUGACGCAAAGAACAUCAGGAGUAAUGAUUCAGCCACAGAGAAGAAAGGUCCAGAUGAAGGUCCCAGUUUAAGUUUGUUCACUCCAAGAGAGACAGCCUGCAGUGGGCCGUUUCCUGUGUCACAGUCGUAUAAUGAAAGCCUUGCCUCUCUGGCUGUCAGAUUUUUUCCAGAAGAGAAAGCAGAAACCUGCAGCCCUAACCGAGUCCCUGUUGUGAAGGUGUUAACAGAGAGUGAAGGAGCCUCGCUGCAACACAAAUCUGGCUGUGGGCCCCAAGUGUCACACCCUGGGUGCCAACAGACCUUUCAUUCAAUCCUGCCUCGCGCCUCUUACAGCCCCUUCAGUCAGACUGGCAUUGCUGACAGGCAGACCCUUCCAAGCUCUCUGGGGCUGGAGUGGUUUCCAGAGCUCUAUCCUGGUUAUCUUGGACUAGGAGUAUUGCCAGGGAAGCCCCAGUAUUGGAAUGCAAUGACCCAAAAGGCUCAGCUCACCAGUCCCCAGGGGGAGAGACUCUCAAAAGUUCCUUUGUUGGAAAGAAGCUCGACUGCUCUCAGGAGUUUGGAACCCCCGACCAGACUUACAACCUCCAACUUGUCUCUGAUGAGGCUCUUGGGAGCUGUCCAGAAAGGCUGGAUCAGGUGCAGCACCACGGUGAGAAGCGGAGUUGGGGGCAUCACCAUGCUCUUUACGGGGUACUUCGUCCUGUGGUGCGGCUGGAGUUUCAGGCAUCUGAAGCUGCAGCGCUGGCGUAAGUGA